Fragaria vesca subsp. vesca is the source of this 2181-nucleotide messenger RNA. Its product is annotated as wall-associated receptor kinase 2-like. Gene Ontology annotation, cellular component: plasma membrane. Gene Ontology annotation, biological process: protein phosphorylation; cell surface receptor signaling pathway. Gene Ontology annotation, molecular function: protein serine/threonine kinase activity; ATP binding; calcium ion binding. Lineage: Eukaryota; Viridiplantae; Streptophyta; Magnoliopsida; Rosales; Rosaceae. The coding region runs from base 1 to 2181 and encodes 726 amino acids. The transcript has 4 exons. The record is from RefSeq and is a predicted model, not a curated record.
AUGGCCUUGCAAUUCCGGUUGGCGGCAGUCCUACUCCUAUUAUCGGCUGCUAGUACUACGAAAACAGCUGCUGCUGCUCAAGCCCUUCCUGGCUGCUCUGACAAGUGCGGUGAUCUCACAGUUCCAUAUCCAUUUGGCAUGAAGGAGGAGGUUGGGGAGAUGCAAAUAUCGAAGCGAAUAGGGCGAGAUUGUUACGAUGAAGAGGGCAACGAAACUAGCACAGCAGGAACGUUCAGUUUGGGACCUCCAAACACCAUAUCUGAUACCCAAAACAAGUUCUACGCCGUUGGUUGCGACACUUAUGCAACCAUGGAAGGCUUCCGAGGGGAAGAAAAAGUCAUUACUGGGUGCAUUUCAGUAUGCAACAGCCUCAGCAGUGUUAAUAAGAACUCUUGCUCUGGCAUUGGGUGUUGCCAGAUUAACAUCCCCAGUGGACUGACCAAUCUCACUUUCGAGUUGAGAAGCUUCUACAAUCAUAAGAAUGUAUCGGAGUUUAACCCCUGCAGCUACGCCUUCAUUGCAGAGCAAGGCCGGUUCAAUUUCAGCUCUUCUAGUUUUGAACAACUGAAUGGCAUUGAACGGCUUCCAAUGGUUCUUAAUUGGGCCAUUGUGAAUGACGCAGAUCCCUGCGAUGAGACUCAGAACAGGAAGGGUUCCGCAUGCAAGGCUAAUAGCAAGUGCUUCAACCCAGCUAUCAAUGAGUCUGUAGGUUACUUGUGCCAGUGCUUGCCUGGUUAUGAAGGAAACCCGUACCACCCAGAUGGUUGCACAGAUAUUGAUGAGUGCAAAGACCCAAACCUCUGCCAGAAAGGACAAUGCUUGAAUCUUCUACCUCCACAAAAUUACACUUGUUCAUCAUGUCACAAAGGAUACAAACACGACGGCACCAAUGACAAGAGUUGCAUCAAAGACGAUCUCGAAAGAAGCUCAAAGAUCGUUCUCCUGCUUAUUGUUUCAUUGGGUGUAAGUAUGGGCUUGUUGGUUUUUUUCCUUGGGAUUUCGUGGAUAUGUUGGGGAAUGAAGAAAAGAGAGUUCAUUAAGCAGAAGGAAAAGUACUUCAAAGAGAAUGGUGGCUUAUUGUUACUGCAACAACUCGCCAGUGAUAAUGGAAGCUCGAUGAAGACAACAAAAAUCUUUACCGCUGAUGAACUUGAGAGGGCAACAAACAACUACCAUGAGAGUAGAAUCCUUGGAGAAGGAGGUAAUGGAACAGUUUACAAAGGAAUACUACCGGAUGACACAGUGGUUGCCAUAAAGAAGUCGAAAGGUACUAGUGCCAUGACCCAGAGUGAUCAAUUUGUUAACGAAGUGAUUAUCCUUUCUCAAAUUAACCACAUAAAUGUGGUGAAGCUAUUAGGUUGCUGUUUCGAAACAGAAGUUCCUUUACUAGUAUACGAAUUCAUUACCCAUGGCACUCUUUAUGAGCACAUUCAUAAAAGAAGAUCACCUCUCCCUUUUGAAUUACGAAUGAAGAUAGCAACUCAAAGCGCAGAAGCAUUGUCUCACUUACACUCGUCAAUUUCCACACCAAUCAUACAUCGAGAUGUGAAAACGGCAAAUAUUCUGUUAGCUAAUGAUUACACGGCGAAAGUGUCAGAUUUCGGAGCUUCCCGUUUGGUUCAUUCAGGAACUGAUAUGCAAACUUUGGUGCUCGGGACAUUUGGAUACCUAGACCCUGAAUAUCUGCAAUCAAACCAGCUAACAGAAAAGAGUGACGUUUACAGCUUUGGAGUUGUCCUAGUGGAACUAAUAACAAGCAAAGUUCCACUUUCUAAAGAUAGAUGCUUAGCAAGCAUCUUUGUGGUUUCCAUGGAAGAAGAUUGGUUGGAUCAAAUUCUUGACGAUGAUAUAGUGAACGAUGGAAACAUUGAGACGGUAAAGAAAGUGGCCCAUCUCGCAAAGCGAUGCUUGAUGGUAAAAGGGGAGGAAAGGCCUACCAUGAAAGAAGUUGCGAAAGAGCUCGAGGAAAUAAUGAGUGUCACAGCAAAACAUCCGUGGGGAUUUAAUGCUAGUUUCUACCGAGAAGAGACUGAGUACUUGCUCGGGUCACUCAAUUCAGACGGUUACGUCGUUGGUGUUGGGGAUGAUUGCAGUUCUAGUGGUCUAACCAGUGGUACGGCCAAUGCAUAUGACAGCAUGCAAAAACAACUGCAGUUGAUGCCAUAUGGCGGUGGACGUUAG